AUGGCCAAUGGAGAAGCGCCUUCCUCCAACGGCUACAUGCAAGCGGCCGCCGCUCCUCCCGCUCCUCCCGCUCCCCGACCCAAGCUCCCCUCUACCACCCCCUCGUCAUCGGCUAAAGUUCAGCUUUCUUCCGCCAAAGCGCAGCCUGCUUCUGCCAAAGCGCAGCCUGCUUCCGCCAAAGCGCAGCCUGCUUCCGCCAAAGCGCAAACUGCUUCCGCCAAACCGCAGCCUGCAUCGGGCAAGGCGCAAGCUUCCCCCGCCGCCAUCUCAGCUGCCGUUGCCGCAGCUGCGGCUUCGCCGGACGCCGCAAGGGCACCACCCGCGCCGUCCGCCGCCGCAUUCUCUGAGGCGCCUCACGACUCGCCUUCUGUCGCCGCCUUUUCCGAAGCGCCUCAAAGAUCGCCGUCAGCAGCAGCAGCCGCCGCUGCUGCAACGGCGGCACCGGCGCGGGCGGCGACGCCAUCGCCGCCGCCGCCGCCGCCGCCGCCGCUUCCCGCGCCGCCGUCUCCUCCGCCGCUGCACUUGCAGCUUCAGCUGUUGCACUUCCCGUACUUGUCGGAAGCAUGGACGGCUGAGGAGCAACGGCUGCUGGAUCAAGGGCUCGCAAGUUCCCCCCUUGAUCAGUUCCCCCCCGCGCAGCGCUACCUCAACGUCGCGCGCCUACAGCUGUCUCGGUUCCCCGCAGAUCAGUUCACCCCCGCCCAGCGCUACCUCAAGAUCGCGGCGUCUCUGCCGGACAAGGACCAGCAGCAACGAAUGCAGGCAGCAGCAGCAGGGGAACCCGCAGCAGCAGGAGGGGGAGGAGCAGGGGCAGGCGGGGGAGGGGGAACAGGCGGAAGCGCUGCAGGAGGUGGGGCGGCGAGGGCAGGGGGGGCGGGUAUGGUCAAGGUGGAAGCUGCAGGUGCUGGGGAUGGUGCUGGGGCGCAAGGGGCAGGGGGAGGCGCAUCUGGUGCAGGUGUAUCUGGGGCAGCAGCAGCAGGGGGAGGUGGUGGUGAUGGGUGUGGUGCUGCUGACACACAUACAGACGGUGCUGACAACAGUGGCAGCUUGCUAUCCGGGGAUCUAUCACCCGACAAGCUGCUCGAGCAGAACGUGGACCUCAUCUCUCAAGUCAAGGCCGCACUGGCCGCAAACAAGAACGUGGAGCUCAUCUCUCAAGUCAAGGCGGCACUGGCGGCAAACAAGGUGGGCAUGCCAUGCCGGCCGCUGUUGUGA
Messenger RNA from Closterium sp. Naga37s-1, 1215 nucleotides. NCBI's taxonomy places the organism in Eukaryota, Viridiplantae, Streptophyta, Zygnematophyceae, Desmidiales, Closteriaceae. The record is from the annotation of a GenBank genome assembly.